AUGUUAAUAGAUGGACAAAAGGGCAUAUCUGGAAAAGCAAUAGUGCAAGUCAGUGCAAGUAGGUUUCGUCCCAAUCUUGUGGUAUCUGGAGGUAGGCCUUAUGCUGAAGAUGGAUGGAGAUACAUUAGGAUUGGAAAUAAGUCUUUCAGUUCGAUAGGGGGCUGCAAUCGAUGCCAAUUAAUCAACCUUUCCCUGAAUUCGGGACAAGUGCAAAAGUCAAAUGAACCUUUGGCAACUUUAGCAUCCUACAGGAGGGGAAAGAUAUUGUUUGGCAUACUACUGAAACAUGCUUCUAUUGAUGGAGAGCAGCCACAAGGUGAUUCCUGGCUUCAUGUGGGUCAAGAUAUACAUCCCGAUUAG
This is a messenger RNA of Sphenostylis stenocarpa, 360 nucleotides long. Lineage: Eukaryota; Viridiplantae; Streptophyta; Magnoliopsida; Fabales; Fabaceae. The record is from the annotation of a GenBank genome assembly.